Peronospora matthiolae is the source of this 135-nucleotide messenger RNA. Lineage: Eukaryota; Oomycota; Peronosporomycetes; Peronosporales; Peronosporaceae. The record is from the annotation of a GenBank genome assembly.
AUGGCAAGUCGGCUUUGGCUGAAAGAGAGGUUUGCCACAUUCAAGUAUACCGCGACGGACACGAGCACUGACAUCAUGGAGCUGGAGCGACUCGUGCUAGAGAUGAAUAUAACGUCGUCUGGACCGAGUGAAUAA